Parnassius mnemosyne (clouded apollo) is the source of this 2943-nucleotide messenger RNA. The record is from the annotation of a GenBank genome assembly. Lineage: Eukaryota; Metazoa; Arthropoda; Insecta; Lepidoptera; Papilionidae.
AUGCGAGUGGUCUACGAUGCAGGUUGUAAGACUACCCAUGGGAACUCCCUGAAUGAUGUUUUGUUUACAGGACCCAAACUCCAUCUGGAUAUAGUCGACGUUCUACUGAAGUUUCGAAUUCAUUCUAUUGCCUUCACAGCUGACAUUAAACAGAUGUACCGCAACAUUUUAGUCCGUGACACAGAUAGGGAUUUUCAGCGUAUCGUAUGGCGCACUUCUCCUGACGAACCUAUACGUGACUAUCGCCUUCGUACUGUAACUUUCGGAGUUAGUUCCUCACCUUACCUCGCACUUCGUACAAUGCGACAACUUGCGCUUGAUGAAGCCACUCGUUUCCCACGUGCUUCUCAAGUCAUAAUAGGUGACAUAUUCGUAGAUGAUAUAGUGUCAGGCGACAAUACGGAGGCAGAAGCUCUUGCUCUACAACAGGAGUUAAUAAGCAUAUGUCAGGCUGCCGGCUUUACUCUUCACAAGUGGCACAGUAACUCGCCUGCGUUACUCGCUGCGGUUCAGCCCACAAGUUCUCAUGGUGAGCGGCACCAUUACGUACCUUUUGCGGAGAUGGAAAAUGACAUGAAAACUAAAGUACUUGGUCUUCAGUGGAACUCAAAUUCAGAUUCAUUUACUUUCAGUGUUCAAAUUACCUCUAACAAAUGUACUAAGCGUUCGAUUCUUUCAGAAAUUGCUAGAAUUUAUGACCCACUUGGCCUUUUAUCGCCAGUCACCAUUUUUGCUAAGCAUUUAAUCCAGUUGUUGUGGAUAGCACGUGUAGAUUGGGACGAACACCCACCCCAAGAUAUAAUAAAUUCAUGGGCCAGUUUUACUAACGAGCUUCCACUCUUAUCGAAAGUUACUUUUCCGCGACACGUAUUUACCCACACUCAUUCUGUACAACUUCAUGGGUUCUCAGAUGCAUCCGAGAAAGCGUAUGCCGCAUGCGUCUAUCUUCGCGUGCGGGGAGACAUGGGUGCAGUGGAUACUUACCUUCUUUUAGCUAAAACACGCGUGGCGCCUACUAAACGUAUGUCCAUACCGCGCCUAGAGCUCAUGGCGGCCCUAUUAUUAUCUAGAUUAAUGAAAGCUACCUUAAAUAUUUAUGGGAAUUGCAUACCUCGCGAUCAGAUAUACGGAUGGUCUGACUCUUCUGUAGUACUAGCGUGGUUGCGUUCUUCGCCACAUGAGUGGAAAACCUUUGUUUCCAAUCGCAUAACAGAAAUUAUAAGUAAUAUUCCGUAUUGCCGUUGGCGGCAUGUUCCGUCUGCAGACAAUCCGGCAGACGCGGCUUCACGCGGAAUGCUUCCCGCCAAUUUUUUACAUCACAGCAUAUGGUUCCGCGGUCCUCACUUCUUAAAAAAGGAUGAGGCUACUUGGCCUGUUUUCAAAGCUACUCAGACACAAGAAGAAAAACGUAACAUUGCAAUUGUUUCCAAUCCAUGCACUUCUUCUUCCACCAACGACGACGUAGAAAUUAUAUCACGUUAUUCAUCCCUGGGUAAACUGGUACGUGUCACUGCUUUAUUAUUCCGUUUCUAUAAAAAAUGUAAGAAGGUUCAAACCCCUCUUUCUAAACAUAUUUCCGUAACCGAGUUCAAUUUUACUUUGAAUCGACUCAUAUUUCUUGUACAACAAUCCGUUUUUCGUGAUGACAUUUACAACCUUUCUAAGGGAAAACUCCCAUCAAAUCAAUUAAGACGCUUAAAUCCCUUUAUUGACUCAAACAAUUUUGUUCGCGUAGGUGGGAGGAUACAUAAGUCCCUUUUACCAUAUGAAUCAAAACACCAAUUAAUCUUACCUAAAAAACAUCCGUUAUCGAUUCUAAUUAUUAAUUACACUCACGUAUCUCACUUGCAUGCCGGUGCGCAAAGUACACAAUACAUACUUCUACAAAAAUAUUGGAUCUUAUCCGGGCGUGACGUCAUACGGCAAUGUAUUCAUCGCUGUGUCCGUUGUUUUCGAGCAUGUCCCGUGCGCCAGCAGCCCAGCAUGGGUCCAUUGCCUGCCUCACGUUUGCGACCCGAACGACCCUUUCUUAAAACCGCCGUUGAUUUCGCUGGUCCUUUUUACGUUCGAGCUAACAAAGUGCGAAAUGCAAAAAUAGUAAAAUGUUACGUCUGUGUAUUUGUAUGUAUGUGCGUUAAGGCCAUACACCUCGAAAUAGUUUCGGAACUUACAACAGAGGGUUUCUUAGCGGCACUACGUCGCUUCACGUCUCGCCGAGGUUUAUGCAAGGAUAUUUAUUCCGAUUGCGGUAAGAAUUUCAUCGGCUGUGACAGGUACCUAAAGGACUUGUAUGCCUUCCUACGGAAUGACACUGUACAAGGCGCGCUCCAGAAUAAGACUCUGGAAGAAGGAAUAACAUGGCAUUUUCAGCCACCGUAUGCAAGUCAUUUUGGUGGCCUCUUUGAAGCGGGCGUCAAAAGUUUUAAACACCAUUUUCAUCGGGUAGUAGGUCCUCGUAUCCUAACCUAUGAUGAGAUGCAUACCCUACUAUGUCAAAUAGAGGCAGUGCUAAACUCGCGUCCGCUAUGCAUAUUGAGCUCCGAUGCGCAGGAUCCCCUCCCUCUAACUCCGUCUCACUUUCUGAUAGGUGAACCGUUAACAGCUAUCCCCGACGUUUCACUUGUGGAUGAAAAUCCGGGUAGAUUAUUCAGGUGGCGUUUGAUACAACAAUCGGUUCAACAUUUCUGGAAAAAGUGGAGCUUAGAGUAUUUGCAUGAAAUUCAACAACGUGGCAAAUGGUUCACCAAUCGUGGAAAUCCGGUCCGUGAAGGCAUGAUUGUGGUAGUAUGCGAUGAUAACCUUCCACCUUUACAAUGGCGACUUGCGCGUGUACACCAUCUGCAUCCAGGUUCUGAUGGGAUUACGCGUGUUGUAACUCUCCAAAUUGGGAAAACAUAUUUGAAGCGACCAGUUAAUAAAAUUUGUCCACUUCCUAUAGAAUAA